UUAAGACUACAAAAUACCACAGUAAAACAAUAGCAGCGACUUGGUUUACUCAGUACUGUUACUCUGUUCACAACCAAGCUAUAAAUGGUCGUCUGAGUUACGUACAAUAUACAUAACUGAUCUUAACGUUGGAAAAAGUUUAAUACGGGGAGUUGUCCACGCCACGGGGCCUGUGGCAUUCCGGAGCUACCAGGAAACGCGUCUGUUGGCACACACUUGUUCGUCGGAGUUUAGAUAUGUGUACACCUGCAUGUAAUUAGUCUAUUACAUCAAAAGAAACCAUAUAACAAGUGCAGAGAAUAAAGGCGGUAAUUCCAGGAGAGACCAGUGUUCAGCUGAAGUUACAUGAAUGACAGCGACCGGCCCCGCACUAUGGAGAGAGGGACGGUCCCUUUGCGUCACUCGUCCUCCGUCCCAUUCAUGGUGCGCUUACCCCGACGGUACGAGGUCUAUCAACAACAGCCCCUGAGGAGGAGACGAUCCAGUUUACAGCUGAAUCCGGUGAGCGAUGACGACAACGUCAGAGUCCAUGACCUCAACAUGGCUAUACAGUGGCUGACACAGGAGCUGAUAUUUAUACGUCAACAUGACGUGUUGCUAAGACGUCUGUUUCACCAGAUCAGGAGGACUUUGACAAAUCUAACGAGAAGCAAGGAUUUAAGCAGUUCCUCUGACAAAACAUCUACGGACUGUUCCGGAGAAAGCCCAGACUUUGACGAUGACGAUUCCCCGAUUAGGACGUGUCUGUUACGAUCCGCUUCCAGCAACACGCUCUACGAUUCGGAUGACUCGGAUGAUUCCGAUGAGUUCCGUAAUCGCUCGUGUUUCCGUGACUCACGAGAAAUGGCCGCAGCAGCUAGAAGGAGAGGGAGUAAGGACUUGUAUGUCUGAUAUUAUGUAAAUUAGCUCAAACAGGAUGAUAACCACUGAGGAUAUAUAUCCGUCGCAACUAUGCAUAAUGUGGGGGUCAAGAGAAGAAAGAUAUGUAUAUACGUACAGUUAUGGUGUGCCAAUUUUUCAGUAUAGUCUUAUAUAGUACAGCACAGUCUCGUUUAUGACGACCCAUACAUAUCCUAUGCAUUAGCUAACAAUAAAGAAAAAAAAUAUACUAUAGUACCUUAUGACAGUUAUAGAUAAUCAGGUAUAAGGAAAUUAGGGGAGAACGAGGGAGGUGCUAGGGUAGCUAUGUAAAGCUUAACACAACUCGAGUCCUAAGCGCUCAUGUGUGCGAAAUGACGGCGUGACAUGGCUGGAAUUGUACUCCAAUCUUUGCGUGUAUGCGGUCAAGUUAAUGUCGUAAAAACUAUCCGAGACUGGGGCAAACGCCAUGUGACCAGCUGAGUUGAGUUGCGUGACUCUAGUGUAUGCCGAGCUUAAGACUACCACUCAGCCUACCGUGCUGGACAUACAACUCGAACACCAGGUGUUCUGGGGCCAAAUGUCUUUUCAGUUUAUCCAUUAGUGUGUUGAGUUUUGCGUGGUAUGUAUUAAUAAACUGUGUUAUUUCCUGAACAAUCUGAAAAAGAUUCAUUCGAAAUCUCUCAGAACGCCUCUCCGGCAAUUUAAGGGUGUAGAACUUCCGGUGUCAAGGUGACCACUUGAUCCCCACCUGUUGGAGGAUCCCUAGCUGCAUCAUUCGUCUAAAGCAACGCCUCGCUGAAGACCAUAUACAGGCACCUGGCUAAUAAGGUCGACCGUUGGUGUCCGCUUCCCAAUGGCUCGGCUGUGAUUUAUGUCAGGAUCUCUAAUAUAGAAGUAAACACAACAGUUUUUAAAUUGAAUUGUUCAAUUUAACCAAAAUUGUUGGGCUGGGAUGGAGUAACCAAAUCCCCU
This is a messenger RNA of Liolophura sinensis, 1833 nucleotides long. RefSeq lists its product as uncharacterized. NCBI's taxonomy places the organism in Eukaryota, Metazoa, Mollusca, Polyplacophora, Chitonida, Chitonidae. The record is from RefSeq and is a predicted model, not a curated record.